CCCGCGGAUUGGUCAGGAGGAGGAGCGUGGUGGGCGUCAACUUGAGGGCCGAGUCCAAGAUGGCGUCGUCUGAGGCGAGUGGGAGAUUCAGGAGUACGAUGAGUAAAAGCAAGGACCCUUCCGGCCUCCUCAUCUCCGUUAUCAGGACACUGUCCACUAGCGAUGAUGUCGAAGACAGGGAAAACGAGAAGGGCCGCCUGGAAGAGGCGUAUGAGAAGUGUGAUCAUGAUCUGGACGAGCUGAUUGUGCAGCACUACACUGAGCUCACGACUGCCAUCCGCACCUACCAAAGCAUAACAGAGCGCAUUACCAACUCGCGCAACAAGAUCAAGCAGGUCAAGGAGAAUCUGCUGUCUUGCAAGAUGCUUCUGCACUGCAAGCGUGAUGAGCUGCGCAAACUGUGGAUCGAAGGCAUCGAGCACAAGCAUGUCCUGAAUUUGCUGGAUGAGAUUGAGAACAUCAAGCAAGUGCCCCAGAAGCUGCAGCAGUGCAUGGCUAGCAAGCACUACCUUACAGCCACAGAUAUGCUGGUGUCAGCAGUCGAUUCCCUGGAAGGACCUCUCCUUCAAGUGGAGGGACUGAGUGAUCUGAGACUGGAACUUCAUAGUAAGAAGAUGAAUAUGCACUUGGUCCUCAUAGAUGAACUGCACCGCCACCUUUACAUCAAAUCUACCAGUAGGGUUGGGCAGCGGAACAAAGAAAAGGGGAGAGUAAGUUCGCUGAAGGAUGCCUCUCCUGGGCCUCUUCUUGAUGUAACUAACUUGUCCACUCCUCGCAAGUUUCUUGAUGCCUCUCAGUUUGGUACCCCGGGAAACACCAGUGGGAGAGAUGCCAGUUUGAUUGAAAUUAAAGACGAUUUGGACCUGGAUCCUGAAGAGAACAGCUUGAUCUUCAUGGGCAUCCUCAUCAAAGGCUUGGCCAAGCUGAAGAAGAUCCCAGAGACAGUGAAGGCCAUCCAGGAUCGUCUGGAGCAAGAACUAAAGCAGAUAGUUAAGAGGUCUACUACUCAAGUGGCUGACAGUGGCUACCAGAAGGGGGAGAAUGUCACCCAGGAAAAUCAACCUAGGUUACUUCUGGAACUUCUAGAACUUCUUUUUGACAAAUUCAAUGCUGUUGCUGCUGCUCAUGCUGUUGUCCUGGGGCACCUUCAGCAGACCGUGGCUUCUCCUUCCAGUCAGUAUGAUGGUGAUAUCAAGUUGUAUGACAUGGCGGAUGUGUGGGUCAAGAUCCAGGAUGUCUUGCAGAUGCUGCUUACAGAGUACUUGGAUAUGAAAAAUACACGGACAUCCUCAGAGCCAUCAGCUCAGCUUAGUUAUGGCAGCUCGGGACGGGAAUUUGCAGCAUUCUUUGCCAAAAAGAAACCUCAGAGACCUAAAACCACCCUCUUCAAGUUUGAGUCAUCUUCCCACGCUAUUAGCAUGAGUGCUUAUUUGCGGGAACAGAGGCGGGAGCUCUACAGCAGGAGUGGUGAACUUCAAGGAGGACCUGAUGACAACUUGAUAGAAGGCGGAGGAACAAAGUUUGUCUGCAAGCCUGGAGCCCGAAAUAUCACUAUCAUCUUUCACCCGCUUCUAAGAUUCAUUCAAGAGAUUGAGCAUGCUUUGGGUCUCAGUCCAACCAAGCAGUGUCCCCUCCGGGAAUUCCUCACCAUGUAUAUCAAGAACAUCUUUCUGAGCCAAGUCUUGGGAGAAAUCAACAAGGAAAUAGAAGGGGUCACCAAAAUAACCGACCCACUGAAAAUACUGGCCAACGCGGACACCAUGAAGAUGCUUGGAGUGCAGAGGCCUCUCUUGCAGAGCACAGUAAUUGUGGAGAAAACCGUCCAAGACCUCAUGAACCUGAUGCAUGACUUAAGUGCGUACUCCGACCAGUUCCUCAACAUGGUUUGCAUUAAACUCCAGGAGUACAAGGACACUUGCACCGUGGCCUACAGGAGCAUUGUUCAAUUUGACGAAAAGCUGGUUAUCAGUGCCUCUUGGGCAAAAGAUGACGAUAUCACCCGACUCUUGAAGUCUCUUCCAAACUGGAUCAGCAUGGCCCAGCCCAAACAACUGAGACCAAAGAGGGAGGAAGAAGAAGACUUUGUCAGGACUGCCUUUGGCAAGGAGUCCGAAGUGCUCAUUGGGAACCUGGGAGAUAAGCUGAUCCCCCAGCAAGAGAUCCUCCGUGAUGUCAGUGACCUGAAGGCCUUGGCCAAUAUGCACGAAAGUUUGGAGUGGCUCUCUGGACGUAUGAAAGCAGCGUUCUCCAACCUUCCAGUAGCACAGACAUCACCUGGCCAAGAUGGACAUGCCAACACGGAUCUCCCACCCGUAUCAGACCAGAUCAUGCAGACCCUCACUGAACUGGCCCGAUCCUUCCAGGAAAUGGCUGACCGCUGCUUACUGGUUCUGCACCUGGAAGUCAGGGUUCACUGCUUCCACUACUUGAUCCCCUUGGCCAAGCAGGGAAACUAUGCCAUUGUUGCCAAUGUGGAGAGCAUGGAUUAUGACCCUCUGGUGGUGCGCCUCAACAAGGACAUCAGCGCCAUUGAAGAAGCCAUGAGCGCCAGCCUUCAGCAACACAAGUUCCAGUACAUCUUUGAAGGUCUGGGCCACUUGAUCUCCUGUAUCCUCAUCAACGGGGCCCAGUAUUUCAAGCGCAUCAGUGAGUCGGGCAUCAAGAAAAUGUGUCGAAACAUCUUCAUCCUCCAGCAGAACCUGACCAACAUCACCAUGUCACGAGAGGCCGACCUGGACUUUGCAAGGCAAUACUACGAGAUGCUGUACAACACUGCAGAUGAGCUGCUAAACCUGGUGGUGGACCAAGGAGUGAAAUACACGGAGCUGGAGUACAUCUAUGCACUGAGCUUGCUCCACCGCAGCCAGACUGGCGUCGGGGACCAAACCACCCAGAACAUGAGGCUCCAGCGCCUGAAGGAGAUCAUCUGUGAGCAAGCGGCCAUCAAGCAGGCCACCAAGGACAAGAAGAUCACCACCGUGUAGCCCCAAUCCUUUCCAUGGUGGAAGCUAAGUGGGAGGAGGUGGCCUGGGAAGAGGGUUGCUUUACUGUGCUUCAGAAUGGCAUAUGCUUGAUGGCAAUUGAUUAUUAUUAGGCUUUGAGGGGAGGGGGGUUCAGUUAGAGUAAACUUUGGUCCUCCGGGUGAGCCAAGGUUUGCUCAUGUCUGCAUUUGUUCUAAGAAGAUGUAUAAGAUUCCCAAGUGUUGCUUUCCGAGAUACAAAUGUUGGGUGAUUUGUUUAUUUUUGAGUUUUGUGGAGGGAAAACAAAAGCAGAUUGAAUUUGCUCUGUUCGUAUGGCCCAGCGGAGUCUAUAGCAUUGAAGAUUGUUCAUUAAAAAAACAACUCAAGCCCAAAUUCAGUCCUAGCUGUGAACAUCAGAGGAAGGCAAAGAAUCCCACACCAACAGCGUAGCUUUUAAUGUUGCUGGUGUUAUUUGUGACAUGCAGCUACAUUUAUUCCCAGGAAGCUCUUUUAAGGAGGUUUCCCACCAUUUUGAAAGGUAUUUGAUUGGUCUAUAAAGUGAACCUGGCAAAAUUCAUGCCAGAAGAUGGAAAACGGGGAAGGAGUGUGCAGCAAACAAAUAACCUUAGUGACUUUGGAUUUAUAUCACCCCUUAUGCAACAGAGCAAGGAUGUUAUAGUGUACCAAAUUAUAAAGCACUUACAUGAAAUGCAAUCAACUUCAGUUGCCUUAUUUGAAGCAGUCAACUGGAAUCCACCACGCUUAUCUCUCAGAGUUGGUGGUUAUGUAAAGGAUUUCCUUUAGUUUCUCUCUUCCACUCAAAGACAGAACGUGGAAGUUUACGGCUGUCUUACAAACAAGGACGCUUCCCCCUCUGCAACAGAUCUAAGAGGUCCUCUUAUGUGGCAGAUCUAAUCUAUGCAGACCACAUUUGACCAAAUUUCCAUUUUAGAUUGGUCCCAUAAUCCUCUCUAAUAUUUUGCCACUGUGUGCUGAACUAUCUCUCUGGAAGAAUCUAGAUUUCCCCCAAUUCUGUAAAAGCUACACCUUGUCAAAAUGCACAGAACUAUUACCUAGACAUCCUUAAGCACAUCCUUGCUCUAAGUAGCUCAGAUCUCCUUCUAACAAUGUCACCAUGGUACAGUUUCUUUCAGCAGAGGCUUGGAGGAGCCAGGCUCACAAACCCUUAGCUCUCUUUCACCUUUUGAAGCCCAGUGAGUUCUUCAUUCUUAGCAAAGUGUAAGUAAAAAAGCACCAGCCCCGGGACAGAGCCUUGGUCUUUCAGUGGCGGGCCUAUCUUUCCUCUCUCCAUACUGGCUGCCCAAUGCCGCCACCUAUAGCUUGAAGCUGAAAUCUGGUGUAGCCUGGUUCUGUGUUCUCUUUUCCAUUGCUGCUUGUGCUGUUUUCCUCUUGGCUCGACUGGAAAAUUAAAGGAUAAUUUUGGAAACAUUAA
Anolis carolinensis (green anole) is the source of this 4413-nucleotide messenger RNA. RefSeq names its product exocyst complex component 4 (gene exoc4). Gene Ontology annotation, biological process: exocytosis; chemical synaptic transmission; Golgi to plasma membrane transport. Lineage: Eukaryota; Metazoa; Chordata; Lepidosauria; Squamata; Anolidae. The record is from RefSeq and is a predicted model, not a curated record. Gene Ontology annotation, cellular component: exocyst; synapse; growth cone membrane. The transcript has 18 exons. The coding region runs from base 60 to 2984 and encodes 974 amino acids.